AUGCUCGCCCGAGCAAUAAUAAAUGCCCUCACUAACAUCCAACUCCUCGCUGUCAACUGGUCAGUACGUCGUGUCCCUCGAAUCGCUUCCCCCGGGCAUAUCGGUACUCCUCCCCGGCCGACCUUCCUCACGCAAUCGCCAAAGGCCACCAGCAAGGUCAACUGCAAACCAAUCCCCGUGUACAACCAUUUGAACUCCUCCAUGGCCAAUGCGUCGACUGGCCAGUAA
This is a messenger RNA of Penicillium canescens, 228 nucleotides long. RefSeq lists its product as uncharacterized. The coding region runs from base 1 to 228 and encodes 75 amino acids. NCBI's taxonomy places the organism in Eukaryota, Fungi, Ascomycota, Eurotiomycetes, Eurotiales, Aspergillaceae. The transcript is spliced from 2 exons. The record is from RefSeq and is a predicted model, not a curated record.